Molecule: messenger RNA, 561 nt
Organism: Salvelinus sp. IW2-2015
Lineage: Eukaryota; Metazoa; Chordata; Actinopteri; Salmoniformes; Salmonidae
Source: RefSeq, a predicted model, not a curated record
GACAUCGAGUUCCACUUCGAAAAGACACGCAGCUUCCACACCAUGCAGGUCCACAGUAACAACCGUCACACCCAGGGUGUGAGGGUGUUCAGUAAGGUAGAGUGUCAGUUUAAACCUGGCCUCUUACUCCCCUGGUCCUCGCCCCCCCUCUCCCUGGCUGUACCCCUGGAGGACCUGAAGGACCCCUCCUCACGCCCCAUCUCCCUGCCCCUGGGGGGUCGCCCCGCCCAGAUCUUACGCUGCCAGUUUUCCUUCGCAGACCGAUGGAUGCUCAUCUCUGAGAUCUCCUUCUACUCCGAGCCGUAUGGGGAGGGUGUCGACCCUAUGGACACGGGCUCUGCUCUUCCUGCUCCUCCGGUCUCCUCCGCUACUCCUCCUCCUCCUGUCUUCCCCUCCUCUGUCAGCCCCGCCCUCAACCACAACUUCACUAGCGUUCCCUCAGAACCCCCCACCACCAACCCCAUGAUGGACAGCACGGGCAACAGCACACUGUCAGAGCUGCUGCUCUCAUGCAAGGUCAUCUGGAACAUAAAACACAGCUAAAACAUUCUGUCCCCAAGA